Molecule: messenger RNA, 621 nt
Organism: Oikopleura dioica
Lineage: Eukaryota; Metazoa; Chordata; Appendicularia; Copelata; Oikopleuridae
Source: the annotation of a GenBank genome assembly
AUGGACUUUAGAGAUUCUGAACAACACGAUUUGAGCUUGAAAAUUUUGCUUAUCGGCGACUCUGGAGCGGGGAAGACAUCUUUGCUGCUGCGCUCUUCGAAUAACAAAUUUGAGUCUUCCAUGAUUGCGACGAUCGGAAUCGACUUUAAAAUAAAAACAGUGGUGAUUGACGGGAAGAGAAUAAAGCUUCAGGUGUGGGAUACGGCUGGGGCAGAGCGAUUCAGGACAAUGACGCAGUCUUAUUACAGAGGUUCGAAUGGAAUAAUGUUAGUUUUCGACAUGACGAGCGAAAAGAGCUUCGAAAACGUUUCCUACUGGCUGGAAAGUAUCCAAACGCACGCGCCGGAAGACAUCACUGCCGCCCUCGUCGCGGCCAAAUGCGACUGUGAGGACCGAAGAGCGGUUUCAAAGCUGCGAGCACAGCGCUUCGCAGAUCAAAACAGAAUCAAGUAUUUUGAAACUUCUGCGCAGGAAGGAAUCAACGUCGAAAGCACUUUUCUCGAGCUUGCGAAAGAUAUUCUGAAAAAGGACACGCUGGAAUUGGAAAAGUCAGAAGGCGAAAACGUAGUCCUGGAUCUUCAACGACCUGUUGUCCCGCCGAGGACACGAAGAUGUUGCUAG